CGGAGCGCGGGCCGGGCGGAGGCUCCUGCGGCCGCGGCGCCCACGGGGAUGCCCCGCGGGUGAGGCAGCCCCCAGCUGCCAGCCGCGUUCAUGGCGGUGGCCAGGAAGAUCAAAACUUUGCUGACGGUCAACAUUCUGGUUUUCGUGGGCAUCGUCCUGUUCUCCGUGUACUGCCGCCUCCAGGACCGGUCCGCCGAGCUGGUGCGGAUCCUGCGCGGCGCCGACCGCCGGGCGCGCAGCCGGACCGCCAAGGCGGGCGCGCUGGCCGACCGCGAGGCCAUCCUGCAGCGCCUGGACCACCUGGAGGAGGUGGUCUACAACCAGCUCAAUGGCCUUGCCAAGCCCAUGGGUCUGGUGGAGGGGCCGCGGGGCCUGGGCCAGGGCGGCUUGGCCACCACCCUGCGGGACGACAGCCACGAGACAGAGGGCGCGUUCGAGGAGUACGGCUACAACGCUCAGCUCAGCAACCGCAUCUCCCUGGACAGGACCAUCCCCGACUACAGGCCCAAAAAGUGCAGACAGAUGACCUACUCCCAGGACCUGCCCCAGGUCUCUGUGGUCUUUAUCUUCGUCAAUGAGGCCCUGUCUGUCAUCCUGCGCUCUGUGCACAGCGUGGUCAACCACACGCCCUCCCAGCUGCUCAAGGAGGUCAUCCUGGUGGACGACAACAGUGACAAUGUGGAGCUCAAGUUCAACCUGGACCAGUACGUGCGCAAGAGGUACCCCGGCCUGGUGAAGAUCGUGCGCAACAGCAGGCGGGAGGGCCUGAUCCGGGCGCGGCUGCAGGGCUGGAAGGCGGCCACCGCCCCCGUUGUCGGCUUCUUCGACGCCCACGUUGAGUUCAACACGGGCUGGGCCGAGCCCGCCCUCUCUCGGAUCCAGGAGGACCGCCGGCGGAUCGUGCUGCCGGCCAUUGACAACAUCAAGUACAGCACGUUUGAGGUGCAGCAGUACGCCAAUGCGGCCCAUGGCUACACCUGGGGCCUCUGGUGCAUGUACAUCAUCCCGCCGCAGGACUGGCUGGACCGCGGGGACGAGUCGGCCCCCAUAAGGACCCCUGCCAUGAUCGGCUGCUCCUUCGUGGUGGACCGGGAGUAUUUCGGGGACAUCGGCCUGCUGGACCCGGGCAUGGAGGUGUACGGCGGAGAGAACAUCGAGCUGGGCAUGAGGGUGUGGCAGUGCGGCGGCAGCAUGGAGGUGCUGCCCUGCUCCCGCGUGGCGCACAUCGAGCGCACCAGGAAGCCCUACAACAGCGACAUCGACUACUACGCCAAGCGCAAUGCGCUGCGGGCGGCCGAGGUCUGGAUGGACGACUUCAAGUCCCACGUGUACAUGGCCUGGAACAUCCCCAUGACCAACCCGGGCGUGGACUUUGGGGACGUGUCUGAGAGGCUGGCCCUGCGCCAGAGGCUGAAGUGCCGCAGCUUCCAGUGGUACCUGGAGAACGUGUACCCCGAGAUGAGGGUCUACAACGACACCCUCACGUACGGAGAGGUACCGCCUUGCCCAGGGGCCCCACCCGGGUGGGGGGGCUUUCCACCCUGUGCACUCCCACGCCCUCAGCUGGCGGUGGGGAGACCCGGGCGGGCACUCAGCCUGUCUGUGCCCCGUGGUGCUCGCCAGGGCAAUGGAGAGACCUGGGAGGGCACGCAGCCUGUCUGUGCUCCGUGGUGCUCGCCAGGGCGGCGGGGAGACCCGGGCGGGCACGCAGCCUGUCCGUGCCCCGUGGUGCUCGCUAGGGCGGUGGGGAGACCUGGGCGGGCACGCUGGCCCAGACUUGGCCCUCACGGUCUCCUUCUGCCCCAGCUGGUGCGGUACAGCGCCCACGGCCUCCUGCAGCUGGGCCCGCUGGGCUCCACGGCCUUCCUGCCCGACUCCCGGUGUCUGGUGGACGAGGGCAGGGGCCGCACGCCUGCCCUGAAGAAGUGCGAGGAUGUGGCCCGGCCCACGCAGCGGCUGUGGGACUUCACGCAGAGCGGCCCCAUUGUGAGCCGAGACACGGGCCGGUGCCUGGAGGUGGAGAUGUCCAAGGACGCCAACUUUGGGCUGCGGCUGGUGGUGCAGAGGUGCUCGGGGCAGAAGUGGAUGAUCAGGAACUGGAUCAAGCACGGGAGGCACUGACUGCCGGCCUGGCCCAGCCUGGCCCCCACGCCAGGCAGACCCUCGAGGACCGAGCCGGCCUGGCUGGGGGCCGGGCUGGCACCCGCUGGCUCCUCCGCCCUGGGACCCUAGCAGCAUCUCGAGGUCCUGCGGCCCGGACGGCAGAGGCCGUGGCCGGGCUCGCCCCUCCCGACAGGCUCUGCCGAGGGGGGUCUGGGGUCUGGCAGCAGCCGGCCGACUCCGAAACACGUGCCUUUUCUGCGGGGCCUGCGGUCCAGGCUCCGGCGGCCACGUCUUCUGCAUGUGCUACAGCCCCUGCAUACACCCCGAGGGCACCCACCCGCCAGUCGGAGCCAGGCCCAGCGCCCGCGUCUCGCGGCCUCCCCCGCCGGCCAUGCUGCCGGCCACUCAGCCCAAGUCGGACGUCCCAGUGGGACGCAGCCUCGGGGGCUGGUGGGGGGCGGGGCGACCCCCACGGCCUGGGCGUCCCAAAGACAAAGCCCGCGCGGUGUGUUUAGGAGACUCACCGCGUCAACAGACACCAAAUACAGAGCGGAGUCCGCGGCCCACACGCCGUGUCUGCCUGCCCAGGCGCGGAGCCGGCGGAGGUGGGGCUGGGCCCUGUCCUGCUGCCCGGCCGGGUCCAGGCGCCUUUCCUCCUGUUGCCCCGCCAUCCUCCGAGGCAGGAGUCAGCAGACCGCGCCCCUGGCCCCCUCCUGUUUGUAUAAAUAAAGUUUUGUGGGCACAGGGCCCUGCCCAUGUGCUCGCGCGCUGUC
Molecule: messenger RNA, 2876 nt
Organism: Microcebus murinus (gray mouse lemur)
Lineage: Eukaryota; Metazoa; Chordata; Mammalia; Primates; Cheirogaleidae
Source: RefSeq, a predicted model, not a curated record